Molecule: messenger RNA, 516 nt
Organism: Echinostoma caproni
Lineage: Eukaryota; Metazoa; Platyhelminthes; Trematoda; Plagiorchiida; Echinostomatidae
Source: the annotation of a GenBank genome assembly
CACACAUUCAAACAGAUACGAUCCAUUGCGUUGCAUCCAUCAGCCGGUAUACUGACUUUGGAAGCUGCCGGUUUCGGUCUGACUGAUCAGGACGAAAAACUGUUGUUCGAUCUGUCGCAGAAGAAUGGACUGUAUCACAUCCGUAUUCAUUUGACUGAUACAGAUUUUCUGGAAUCAUCGAUCCCAGCGUGUCAGUUGGUCGGUUCCGGGAUGAAAGCGAAAUUGGUGGUGAGCGUGAACGACCAAGGAUCACCCAUCGCCAUUCAUCUGGCUCCUUCGGUGUUCGAAUGCAGUCCUGCUAAAGUUCAUUCUGGGCUCACUCACUCACUCGGGUUUACACUGGAUGUGCAGCGUCCGACUACGGGUGCUAGUCCUGAAACCUUCCGAUAUUUACAACGACUGGAAAAACAACGUGAAGAAAUGGCUCGUGCAGAAAAAGGGGACAAUCGUUCAUUUUUCGCCAAAUACGUGAGUUUCACUAAUUUUCUCCUUACAUUCAAAACAACAUUCUUCUAA